CUAAUCAUCGAACUAUUACACAUCCCUAGCUUCUGCGCGUGUUUCAAUGAAAAAAGGCGAAAAAUAGUGCUAAAAACUUGUUUUUCACGCGUAAUUCAAGCGCUAAAAGCAUUCAACUUAUGAAAUUCCCAUUCCACAUUCAAAUGCCAAAGUGUUGCAACUGAAACACUGUGGAAAAGAGCGCAAACAAAGUGGGCAGAAUAUAAAAUGCAUAGCGUGGACGGCGACGUGCAAAAAGAAGAAAAAUUUUUACCCCUCACAAGAGACGCGCAAAAAGGCCACCAUUCGUGUUGGCCUGGACUAAAAUAAAUAAUUGCAUGCAAUUGUGAAAUCCACUUGCAUAACGAUUGCGAGUCCUGGGCGUUUAUAAACAAUUGAAACCAGGCGCAAACCGUAAAUUGUAUAAGUACGCUGAGGGGUGGGGGCGCCCCGUUCUUGUUCCGUCUCGUCUCGGCAAAAAUCUCUCAGUUUCGUCGGACUCGGUCUCUUUUUGGUUCAGUUGUGCAGCGAACUUCCGUGAAAUCGGUUGAAAUCGUUCUCUAUUUGUGUUUUGCGCGCGUAAAAUUCGUCGUUCUCUUUGGCCUCUCUCUCCUUUCUCUCUCUCUGCCGCCUACAAUUUGUGGGAAAAUUCUACCUAAGCAGAGGUACAGCAACAACAAUAACAUACUGAGCAGAAACAACAAAAACACACGGGAGAAGAAGAGCAGCUGCGUAGAGAACAGCGAAAAACGAAAAAAUAGAGAGAGCGAGAACCGGAACGGAUUCAACGCCAACGGCAUGCAAAGCGUGUGAAUGCAUAAAAUAUGAUGGAAGCAUUGGAUCAGCAACAAGCCAAGCUAACGUCUAACCGAGAUGAUGGAGAAGCGGGAACAGGAUCGGAAACGGGAUCGGGAGCGGGAACAGGAGCUGCUGGCGAGGAAGACGACUUCGAGGAGCCUCAUCAUGCGCUGGGCCUGGCGGAGGAGGAGAGCGAGACCAACCAGCACAGGGAGAACAACAACGCCCGGGAGAAAGACGAGGGAAAGCGGAAAAAGAGCGCCGAUGACGUGAUAGACUUAACCCUGGCAAAUGGCCAGGACAGUAGAGAUGCGCAAGGGAAAAAUUUAAAUGAAACAGAGGAGGCUGGGCUGGCACACAAAUCUGUGGAGGAGGAAUCUCAUGGGGAUGUUAAGGAAAAGACUACAGAAACUCCAGACAAAGAAGCAUCUUCUCUCUCUACAGAUCUUGUAAAGCAAGAACCGGCAGAAGAUAGUUCAGAAGAACUCCAGAAUCCCGCCAAAAUCCCAUUGCAAGCGGAGUUUCUAGAUGAUAUUAAAUUGGAGACCGAUGUGGAGGACAAAGCAGGAUCCUUAAGUGAUAACGAAAUGGAGUUCUUAUCUGAUCCAGAGGAGCAGGCAUUGGACUCUCCCGAAGCUAAACCUAUAGAAGAAACUAUGGAGACGGCAUCCCAUAACCUGCUAAGCGAAUCAGAGAGUGAGGAAAUUGAAGAAAAAUAUUCCCCGCCUGCCAAUGAAGACUCUGAAAGUAAAAAUGAAGAACAAGUUUAUCCCAUGCCAGUUAUAGAUCUGGAAUCCGACUCGGAUAGUGAGGAAAAAGAGUUCUUAUCCAUUAAAGAUCCCAAUAGCCCUGCUGUGCGCAGUGAGGAAGGCAAGGUUGACUCACAGUCUUUAAAAAAUCUUUAUAAAGAUGCAGUUGGUGAGGAUAUUUCCAAUGGAGAGCUUAAAGUGAAUGAAAAGCCAUUGAAGCCAAAUUGCGAAUCUCUUCUAGAGGGAUCCGAUACGGUGGAUUCUCCUUCGUUAACCAUGGACGUGGAUCUUCCAAGCAGCGAAAAUGAAGAAGCGCCCUGUGGUGUCGUCAAAAUUGAGUCGGAUUCGGAAGAUGAAGUUCAGAGUAAUAGUGUCAAGUCAAAGGAACCUGCUAUUGAAGUUGUGCCGCCAAUCAAACUGAAUGGGGCUCACCAAGCUUUAAAGGAGGAGACACAGGCGGACGACGAGGAGCAAAUUGAGUCCAGUAAAAAGCCAGAAGACCCCAAGCAACUGUCUGUGAUAACAAACCACACUGGCAACAACACUAAGGUGGAGGAAACAACUGAUCCAAAGGAGCCGAGCUCCCUCAUCCUACCCAUUCGUAGGAGCCGCAGCACGAGCACCAAUAGCCGGAGCAGCACUGUGAGCUCCGCAUCGCAGCCCCAGCUGGUCAUCGAUCAUCCGGAGAGCGAGCACAAUGCCAGGGUGCAGACACUGAAGCUUUCCCUGAAGCGCAGGCGCAGCAAAAGUUCCUCCGCCAGCCAAGCCGAUAAGCAGCCAAAGGUCGAGGCAGCCGGCUCCGUCUCCUCGCUGCUCCUGCAACGCCUCCAAGGGAACACCAAUGUGGGCCCACCCGUUGUCCCUGCGGAAAGCCAAGUCCUAAGUUGCGCAAAGUGCAAUCUGCAGUUCAAGUUCGAAAGCUUUCAGCUGUUGAACGAGCAUCAGGCCCAGUGUAGCGGGAUCACGAGUGGGAGUACGAGCAGUUCUCAGGUGCCACUAAGAAAGGAGCGCUUCUUCCGCUGCGCCCAGUGCAGCAGCGUGCACCAGUGCUGGCACUUUUUCCUUCACAUGCGGGAAGUACACCAGCGCUACAUCUGCCUGUACUGCAACCAUGUGUAUCCGAGUGUGGAGAAGCUGUCGCUGCAUUUGGAAAACAAGCACGACAUCGACCAGAGCCACUUUGCCAAGGAUGCGUGGGCAUUGCAGCAGAGGACUGAGGAUAGGGCGAGGCAUCUCGUCUGCUGCACGUGCCAAGCCACCUUUGUGCAGGGCUCAGAGUUUGAGGAUCAUGAUUGCUCCCAGCUGAUGCAGCCGUGUGCUUUGUGCGGCCAAAAAGGUGGACAUGCUACGGGUUGUAAGAAUAACAAGCGAAAACCGGUAAGAAGGCGGAGAAAGGUGCGAAAGCAGCCAGAACCGCCUCUGCCACUUCCGCAGGAAGUGCUGGCACAGUCCGCGCCGAUGGAGGUGAUUCCGGAGCAGGAGUCACUACAUUUGCAGCUGCCACCGGAACACCAGUAUCUUUUCCCAGUAGAGAACAUUCCAGCGCCUGAACCAGUCGAAGACCCUCCAGCGCCCCCUAUUCCCAAGUUGGUUGUCCCCAAGAUCAUGUUGCGGGUGCCCAAAGAGUUCCAGAAGUCUGUGGAUGCUGCUCUAAGCAGUACGGAUACGGAGGAUGAAGAGUUAGACACAACGCAACCGCUGGAAGAAGCUGUAUUAGCACCACCAGAGGAUUUGCCUAUUGAGGCACCACUCCCUCCACCGCCAGCGUUUAGCUUCGAUGACUCGACCUCGGCGAAGUUAAAUCGCGUUCUGGCGGAAUUGGAGCGCACCAAGCUGGACAUUGAGCGAACCAAGGCGGAUAUAAUCACAAAAAAGCAGGCCAAGGUGAUCAUGGCCCAUGCAGAGGAAGAAAAUGUUGUGCCAGAAAUGGUGGAUCCUCCACAGCAGCUGCAGCCUCAGCCGGAGGAGCAGCGUCGCUGGUCUCUUACGCCGCCUGCGUCGCCUCACAACAAUCACGUCAACCUGCCCGUGCCGCCGCCAGAUGUAAUUACUGAUUUCCAAGAUCGGGUCGAUGCAGUGCGUCGCAACAGUCUCGGCAGUGAUUGCAUGGACAUAGACGACAGCUUGAAUGGACCGGAGACGGAGGAUAGUAGAGAUCAGCCAGAGGAACAGGAUAAAUCUUUUGAACCUGCACAACCUUUACAGGAAAGCCAUUUCGAGCCGAUUCCCAUUCAGCCGCUUCCACCUGCCGAUGGAAUUAUGGUGGCUGGAGCCGACACGCACACGGUGGAUCUGCAACUAGAUCGUCCUCUGGACCGGUUUUCGAUGGUGGAUUUUGUGCGACUGUGUUUAAAAUCAGUGUACUCCGUUUGCCUGUAUUGCAACCACGCACGGCGUAUUGCGGUAAAUGGAAAGCAGCUUGUGCUUCAUUUAAUCAGCCAGCACAGAUUUACGGCCACAGUGGACAGCAUUACGGCAGAGGAGUUGCAUGCCGAGACGAUUGUCGCAAGGCUCAAAAGUUUUUUGCCAAACCUGGAGAGCGAAUACAUGAAUUCAGCCAGCUGCUGCAGUGUGGAGGAUGGCAAGUAUGUGGAGCCGUUUAACGAGCGGAUCUACGAGUGCUUCACCUGCCGCUACGUAACUUCCACGCACAAGGAACUGUAUACCCACAACAGGAGGCUGCACAUCAAGUCGAACAUAACGUGCGUCAUGUGCCAGACGAACUUCUACAGCUACAGCGAGAUUCUGUGCCACAUUUGCCCGGGUGAGGUGGCCGGGAGUAUAUAUGACCUCCAGUUCCGGUGCUGCCUGUGCGAGAUGGCUCCACUGCCCUCCGCCUUCAGGCUGAUGGUGCAUCUGAGGAAACAGCACCAGGCUUGCGACAUCUGUCUGGAGGAUUGCCAGAGCCAGGCAAAGCUUUCGGCGCACGUGUGGAAGCACAAGCUGCUGCACUUGUGCUAUCGCUGCGGUAUUGCCUAUCGCAACAAACAGGACAUCUCAAAGCAUUUGUUUUGGAAGCACGGAACGGAGAGUGCAGGCUGCAAGCAAUGCCUGCAGAAGCGCUGGCGCCAUGUCUACCACUUUUGCGUGCCGCCCGCGCAGUUUCCAUGUGAGCAGUGCGGCUUCGUAUUUAGCAAGGCAAUCUACCUGGAGGUGCAUCAACGAAUGCAUUCUGGGGAUUUCCGCUAUGCGUGCACGGAAGAAGACUGCGAGGAGAAGUUUGUGUCGCGCAAGCUGCUCCUAAAGCACGCCAGCAGUCAUGUGGUAAAGGAACUGCCGCAAGCAGUUUCCGAUGAACCGACGAAUGACGGAGCGACGGCCGAAAAUCUGGAAGAGAUCAAGAAAGAAGCUGAAGAGGGUGAGGAAACGAAAGACGGAAAGCAAAAAGAGCAGGAGCACCUUGCUGAGGCCGAAACCAAUAAGGAGUCUACCAAAAAAGAGGAGUCGGACAAAAAGGAGAGUGUGAAAGAGCAGGCAGUCAGUAAAUCAGAGAGUCGCAAGCGCCGUAAAAAGUCCAAGCGCAACAAGGAAUCCCUUGAGGACCUCAACCUCAUCGCACCCAACCUUUCAGAAUCGGAUAGCAGCGAUGACAGCGAUUCCGAUGCGCCGAGAAGCAAUCAUCAGGAGCAGCUCGUGCUGCCCAUGCGAUCUUCUGUGGAUGAUCUGGGCAUGCCAAAAGUGAUGCUGUCACCAUCUUCAGAGAGUGAUGCUGAUGAAGCAGAUGGCAAGCCCAAACUUGUGGACAAACCUUCAGACGCCUUGAAAGAAGAAAAUAAGCUUGAGGAAAGCAAAGUCGAUGAAGAUUUGGAGCCCAAGAAGGAGGAAGACCAAGUAGAUGUGUCGAUCUGGAAAAACCUCCUGCAAAAUCAGGCUUCCAAUCCCGAAGAACAGGCUGUUAAGGAGGAGGAAAGGGAAGCCAUGGUGGUCAAUCUGCCGCCCAACAAGCUUCAUGUGGCCUGGUCUGAUCACGAUUACUGCAAGCUGCACCGCACGCCUCCACCCUCGCCCGUUAAACAAAAAUCGACAAACAAAUCGUCCAGCAAAACGCCUGGUCAGAAUGCCUCUAGCGAAAGCGACAGUUCCAGCAGCUCCAGCUCUUCGGAUUCGGAUUCUUCGAGCUGCUCCUGUGGCUCCAACUGCAGCUGCAGUUCCAGCAACAGCAGCAGUUCUAGCGAUGACUCCGACGACUCGGACAGCUCUAAUGCUCGAGGAUCGCCACAGAAGCGGGCUCGGAAGAAAUCCCUGAAGCAGAAAAAGAGCUCCGAAUCACUCAAAAAGGGACAGCAAAGCGAGCGAGAUCCCGAGGAGAACGUUAAUGUUACUCCUGAGAAUAAGAAUAAUCCUGCUGCUCCUCCUUCGCCAAAGCCACCCAUGUACAACGAGUCGGAUUUCGAUACUGCUUUCUCGGAUACAGACGAGGAGUUCUACGACUCCCAUCCCCAGAAACUGGCCAACGAGCUGCUGGCCCAGAAGCGCGAGGCUCUCUUGGCGGAGCAUGCUCCACUGCGUCCGAGCAACAAUUACGACAUUGUGGAGAACAGUCGUCCUUCGACUCCUUCUCUUCCGGAGGAGGCAUCUGCUUUUGCGGAGAAACGGGAAAGAGUGAGAAACAAGAAAAAGAAGCGGGAACGAAAGUCCACAUGUAAAUCUGGCAAGAUGCCACCAAUGGCCAGUACCCCUCUACCUAUGGAUGGAAUUAGUGGAAUGGUAGCGCCUGUGGAGCCGCCUACUCCUCUGCAAUCUCACCCAGAAUCUCUGUUUCCCAUCACCCCACUAACUCAUCGCAAUCUGCAAUCUUCGAUGACCCGGAUGAGUGAGGGCAGCAGCUGCUCCGAUGCCGAUGGCCAACUUAAGCGUUCGAAACGGCAGCGAAGACCGAACAAGUUCUACGGUUACACGAGCGACGAUGAGAACAUGAGCGCCAUUUUAGCGCCACCGCUGCAGGUGGGAAUGCAGCUCAUUAAGCCACAGCCACCACCACAAUUGACCUGGGCCAAGGAGGAUCUGCCCACACCGCCCAAGCAGCGCAGCAGGAAUAACAAUGGCAGCGGACACCACCAUCACUCGCACAGCAAUGGUGGAAGUUCAUUCGCUGGAUCUUCACGAAAGCGGAGUAAGCAGCGAUCGCUGCACGGCGCAGGAGGAUCUCGUUCAGCAAAGCGCCACAAGCCUGAUCGGGAGGAUCACUUGCCACCCAUUCCAACGCUUAAGAUCCGGCCCAGCUUGCUGCCCAGCACUGCUCCGCCGACGGACAGCAGUGACAGCAGCUCGGAAGACGAGGAUGCGGAGAUUAAUGUGACAAGUUUGAUAGCGACUCCGCAACCGGCUCCUCCUCCAGUUCUGCCAACGCCUCUGCCGGUGGCUCUGCCAGUCCAGCCACCUCCACCACCGCCUCCUGCGGCCACCGCUUUCAAUCAGCCUAUUCCACCCGCUCUGCUGCCAAAUCCCGGAUUUGCCACGCUGCAGUACUUUAAGGCCAACAACAUACGGUAUCCCAUUCGACCGCCGGCAGGAGCUCGUCUUGCCCGCGAGGGUGAAUCCGUGUACUGCUACUGCCGCUGUCCGUACGACGAGGUGUCCGAGAUGAUCGCCUGCGACGGGGACAACUGCCUGAUCGAGUGGUUCCACUUCGAGUGCGUGGGCAUCAUGGUAGCGCCGCAGGGCAAGUGGUUCUGCGCCGAGUGCAGACCGAAGUACUCGGAAGGUAUCUAUCAGGGCACCAAGCCCACAUGAACGAACACGGAUUAACUGCAUCAUUGGUUCCUCCUACCACAAAGAAUCAACUAUAACUACAAACCCCACUACAGAAUGGAUUACGCUUAUUAAUUGAUAAAAACAUGUAGUCGCUGAUUCUCGGCGAUCGGUUGAGAAGAAGAUAAAUAUAUCUUAUCUAAACUACUAAAAAAACAUCUAGAGUAAUAAAGUAACGUAUUUGUAAAAAUUGAGGUCAGAUGUAACCCCAGGCUCAAAGUAGCUCUCCGAGGAGAGCCUAAGCUAAGCUAAUGCUAAUUCAAAUAUCUGCAACAAGCUUAUCAAAUGAUAUAUAUAUAUUUCUAUAUUCACUUAAUUGUAUGUAAAUAUCGAUGGCUGCAUAUUUCGUAUGCACUUUGUAAAAUAGCUAGAGUACGCGAGAGAUCCCAUAAACACUUAGGCAAUAGGGCUUACACUUAUAAAUAGCAGUCCCCCAAGUAUAGUACAUAACUAAAUCUACAUAUAUAUACAUGUAAUGACUAUGAUUAGAACACAAACAAAUCGAAAUCCAUCUGCAAAUCGGAAUGGAUUAUGAGAGAAAUAAACAUGCAACAUUGUGAGACGUAUACAACAAAACCAUCAA
Drosophila rhopaloa is the source of this 7860-nucleotide messenger RNA. RefSeq lists its product as uncharacterized. NCBI's taxonomy places the organism in Eukaryota, Metazoa, Arthropoda, Insecta, Diptera, Drosophilidae. The record is from RefSeq and is a predicted model, not a curated record. The transcript is spliced from 4 exons. Bases 804 to 7259 code for a protein of 2151 amino acids.